This is a messenger RNA of Plasmodium coatneyi, 330 nucleotides long. RefSeq lists its product as uncharacterized. Gene Ontology annotation, cellular component: site of double-strand break; nucleus; DNA replication factor A complex. The record is from RefSeq and is a predicted model, not a curated record. Bases 1 to 330 code for a protein of 109 amino acids. Gene Ontology annotation, biological process: base-excision repair; nucleotide-excision repair; double-strand break repair via homologous recombination. The transcript has 5 exons. Gene Ontology annotation, molecular function: damaged DNA binding; single-stranded DNA binding. NCBI's taxonomy places the organism in Eukaryota, Apicomplexa, Aconoidasida, Haemosporida, Plasmodiidae.
AUGGAACAGUUCAUAGCGCCGAGAGUGAACAAAAAAUACUUGAACAAAUUUUACGACAAGAAUGUGCGAAUAUUGGGCAAGGUUUUAAAGAAGGAAGGAGGAGAGCUGACUCUACAAACGAGCGAUAAUGAAGAAGUAAAAUGCUUUUUGAGUGAAAACCAAGGGGAAGGCACGUUAGAUCAGUAUGUCGAAGUUUUAGGGAAGGUGAACAAAGAUAAUACUAUAAGUGAUAUAGUGUACGUACAGAAUGGAGGAAAUUCUUUAAAUUUAAAUGAAAUGAAUAAUUUAAUAAACUUAACUUUUAUGGAAGAAUUUGAGGAAAUAUUUUAA